AUGAGUACCCUUUUUUCAUUUCCUAUAGUAGAUUAAAAAUAAAUCCCAUUUAUAUCAAAGUUAAACCCACCAGAUGUUAUUUCUAUGGACCAUUUGAGACUUUAAAAAAAAACAUGGUGCAAAAAAAUACCUAACUGCAAUUGCAACGGUCGGUUGUUUUGAACCGUAACGGGGAGUGAUUUUAGUGAGGAACGUCGCGUCAGAGACGUUCAUCUCGAAAGAUGCCCCUUAUAUCGUAUUCAGUCCAAUUCAUGAUAAUGUGCUGACUUAACGGUCAUUAUUUGUACGGUAGAACCACAAGAUUUCGAUCAAUUAAUUGACUAUAGCUGUUAGGGAUGUGGAAAAAAAUAGUUUCUAAACGGUUCAAAGGUUUACUGUACUCAUGCAGGAAAACAAUCUUCUAAAAGAACGUCUCUGGUAUCAAGCUCCUCUUCAAUACAUCAUUCCAUAUCAAUCGUGCUUUUUAUUUUUUAGUCCGACCCCGGGAAACAAAUUAACGAUUUGAACAUUACACAUUCCACCAUUUGUGAAAAAAAAAAAAAACAACAACUAUUUGAUCUGACUGGAGCCUCGUUUGGGAUUCGGAUGACGUCGACCGGUACCCGGAAGUACUAACAGAGUGAGCGCUCACAACUACGUCAUUCUCUUCAGUCACCCUCGGGCUCGGUUUCACAAAAUACAAUGAACCACACGGACGAUUCCAAGGAGACGACAGUGCCACACGUCGUGAAGGAAGAGCUCCUGGCGUCAGGGAGAUGGGUGAAGCUGGAGAAGACCACCUACUUGGAUCCUGCCGGCACCACCAGGAUCUGGGAGACAGUGAAGAGGACAACUCGGCAAAACAACACAAAUGCAGAUGGCGUUGGCAUCAUCGCGCUGCUGAAGAGGACGCUGCACAAAGACUGCGUGGUGAUGGUCAAGCAGUUUCGUCCUCCGAUGGGAUGCUUCACGCUGGAGUUUCCCGCAGGCUUGAUCGAUGAGGGUGAGAGCGCCGAGACGGCCGCACUGAGGGAGCUGAAGGAAGAGACGGGCUACAAAGGCGAAGUCGUCGGCGUGACGCCAGUGACCUGUCUGGACCCCGGCCUGUCCAACUGCACCACCCAGAUCGUCACGGUCAACAUCAACGGUGACGCGAUGGAAAAUAUCAACCCGACGCAGCAGCUGGGUGAUGGAGAAUUUGUGGAAGUCAUCCUUUUACCUCUUGAUGAAUUCCAGUCGAAAAUAGAUGAACUGCUGAAGAAAGAUAAAAUCACGGUGGAUGCCAAGGUUUACAUUUUCGCCAUGGGGAUGGUCCAGGCUUUUUUCAAACCGAGGGAGCUGCCUGUGCUGAAGCAGUGAAAACUGAGAAGCGGAUUUAGUAUUUCACGGGACCGAAUUCUUCAGACCAUUUUUUAACUUUUUGACUUGAUGAUGUGCAACUCUCCAAAGUGACAUUCCAAGUCCCGCCCCCCCAAAAAAAGCCCAUGCAGCUAUUUGUUUGGAUUUCACAUCUCACGUCUGCGAAUGUUUACGCCAUGUCUAAUUUCACGUAAUAGUCACAUCCGUAGGAAGUGUGGUCAAGAUCAUAUCUUUCCGAUUUUUACAACAUUCUAUUAAAUACAUUCUUAAACAUGUGCUAACGUAUUGUUACUAACGUCAAACACUGUUGACACUUCAUUGGCGACGGCCUCUCGAAGGUUCGUUUGCGUGGCUUUUUGUUUUUAAUCACGAAUGCUGAAUGUUUUUAUGGUUGCAAUCAUGUUACUUCAUCUAUUAAUAUGUCCAUGUCACGGAGGUUUCUCGAUCAACUUCACGAUAACAUGCAAAGGUCAAAAAUUUACUGGUAAACCAAUCAAUGCUGUUCUGUUUUUUCCCGACCGUGAUGCUGUUCUUAACCCAGGGACUAAAAUUUGCUGAGCAUUUCAUAAAUGUGCUACUACCUGUCA
Syngnathoides biaculeatus (alligator pipefish) is the source of this 1925-nucleotide messenger RNA. It is a transcript of the gene nudt5, whose product is annotated as nudix (nucleoside diphosphate linked moiety X)-type motif 5. Gene Ontology annotation, biological process: nucleoside phosphate metabolic process; ribose phosphate metabolic process. The transcript is spliced from 10 exons. Bases 682 to 1338 code for a protein of 218 amino acids. Gene Ontology annotation, molecular function: ADP-ribose diphosphatase activity. The record is from RefSeq and is a predicted model, not a curated record. NCBI's taxonomy places the organism in Eukaryota, Metazoa, Chordata, Actinopteri, Syngnathiformes, Syngnathidae. Gene Ontology annotation, cellular component: nucleus.